GCCAAAAAGGAGAUCCUGGAAGGUUCCCAGUAUCUCCCGCCUGCCCAAACCCCAGAGCCCAUCCCUGACCUCAUAAGUUGCAUUCCAUCCUGGUGUUCAGACACCAGCUGCUUUGCAAUGCUGGGGGCCCAAGGUCCAUCCCUGUCCUUCUGUGGUCUUUUUCUGGUGCUCUUGGCUCUGUGCAGUAGUGAAAGUGGCCACCAUCCUCGACGCAGAUUUGAGUAUAAGCUCAGCUUCAAGGGACCAAAGCUGGCACUGCCCGGGACUGGAAUACCCUUCUGGAGCCAUCAUGGAGAUGCCAUCCCAGGCCUAGAGGAAGUGCGGCUGGUUCCAUCCAUGAAGAAUCGGAGCGGUGCUGUGUGGAGCAGAGUGCCUGUCCCCUUCCCUGCCUGGGAGGUGGAGAUGCAGAUGAAGGUGACUGGGCCAGGGCGCCGGGGAGCCCAGGGCAUGGCCAUGUGGUACACCCGGGACAGGGGCUUAGUCAGCUCCGUUCUGGAGAAGCUGGUCUCAUGGGAUGGCAUUGGGAUCAUCUUUGACUCCUCAGCCCAGGAUGCCCAGAAUAGCCCUGCCAUACGUGUGCUGGUCAGUGACAGGCACAGCUCCCAGGAACAGUUUGGGGAUAGAGCCAGCCAGGUGCUGGGUUCCUGUCACCGGGACUUCCGGAACCGGCCAUACCCCUUCCGAGCACGGAUCACCUACUGGGGUCAGAGGCUACGUGUGUCCUUGAGUGGAGGCCUUACACCCAGAGACCCCGAUGAGGUCUGUGUUGAUGUGGGGCCCCUGCUUUUGGCCCCUGGAGGCUUCUUUGGAGUCUCUGCAGUUACCAGCAUCUUAGCCGAUGACCAUGAUGUUCUGUCCUUCCUGACCUUCAGUUUGAAUGAACCAGGUCCAGAGGCUACCCACCAACCCUUCCUGGAGAUGGAGCAGCUCCACCUGGCCAGACAGCUGGAAGGGCUGCGGGCAAGGCUGGCUCUGAGAAGCCAGGAGGAUAGCAUUCCACAGCCAAACCCCAAAAGCCAGGAGGAAGGGGAAAGGCUCUUUGACCUGGAAGAUACACUGGGUAGACAAAACCAGAUCCUGCAGGCCCUCCAGACUCUCUCCAGGCAGUUGGACCAGGCUGAGAGGCAGUGGCAGCAGCAACUGGGAUCCAUAGGCCAGGCCAGACCUGAGGGAAGUUGGGAUCCUGUCAAGGUCAGCACCCUGAUCUAUGGACAGCGGACUCUGCUCCAGGCCCUGCAGAAGAUGAGGGAUGCAGCUGCCCACAUGACUUCAGGAGCCCGAGUCUUCUACCUGCCUGUGGGCACCCAGCAUCACUUCUUCGAGCUGGACCAGAUACUCAGCCUUCUGCAGAAGGACCUUCGGGAUCUGGUGAAAACUGCAGCCAAGGCCGACCAUCCACCUGGCUAUCACCCAGGAACCUCUGCAUGUCUGCAGACUGGCAUCUUCCUGUUCUUCCUCCUCAUUCAGACUAUAGGCUUCUUCUGCUACCUGAACUUCAGCAGACAGGAGCUGGACAAGAGACUUCCGGAGUACCUGUCCACAGGAAGCUUUCCUCUGGGGCCUGCACCACAUAUCCCUAGGACACUGGGGGCUCUAAGGAGGCAGACUGUCUCCCCCAGCCUGCAAGCUUGAACCAAAACAAAGCUAUGUCUCACUGGAAGUCAAAUGAGGGGUAGAGGGCUUGGCCAGUAUCCUCCCUCCUCUGAUGACUUCUGCCUUCUCUGAGUAGAUACCAGGAGUGAGAUCCAAGCAGAAAGGAGGCCAAGACCUUGCUUAACUGCCAAAGGACCAGCCACAC
Nannospalax galili (Upper Galilee mountains blind mole rat) is the source of this 1798-nucleotide messenger RNA. RefSeq names its product lectin, mannose binding 1 like (gene Lman1l). Gene Ontology annotation, biological process: endoplasmic reticulum organization; Golgi organization; endoplasmic reticulum to Golgi vesicle-mediated transport. The record is from RefSeq and is a predicted model, not a curated record. The coding region runs from base 118 to 1632 and encodes 504 amino acids. Lineage: Eukaryota; Metazoa; Chordata; Mammalia; Rodentia; Spalacidae. Gene Ontology annotation, cellular component: Golgi membrane; COPII-coated ER to Golgi transport vesicle; endoplasmic reticulum-Golgi intermediate compartment. Gene Ontology annotation, molecular function: D-mannose binding. The transcript is spliced from 14 exons.